AUGACAGAGAUAGAACUAAAUCACUCACGCCAGUCUAACAACACUUCUACUCCCUCAACAAACGCCGGCACAGGCACAGGCAACAGCACUUACACUACGCCUAGAUCCCCUGAAGCACCCGUUUCUUUGGAAGAUUACCACAGCCCAGACUAUCACAACCACCGAGAACUUUGUAAAAAGUGCAAUAAUCUAAUCGUUGAGGGUCACGCAUAUGAGUUGGGUGAAGACAGAUGGCACAUUGAUUGCUUUAAAUGUUCCAAGUGUGACACGUCGCUAGGUUGCAAUUCCAAUUUCCUUGUCUUGGGUAAUGGGAAUCUUAUUUGCUCCAACUGUUCGUACAAUUGUAAGCAAUGCGGAAGAAAGAUUGAUGAUUUGGCAAUUUUGACGGGUGAUCAAGCCUAUUGUUCAAAUUGUUUCAAAUGCCGUUCUUGUAAACGGAAGAUUGAGGAUUUGAAGUAUGCACGUACAUCAAAGGGGUUAUUUUGCAUGGAUUGUCAUGAAAAAUUAAUGGCUAAAAAGAAGAGGUACGAUGCCAAAAAGAGACAAUUGGCGACAUUGCAAGAAAAGAAGAGUCAAUCUCUGUUGAGCGGAGCAGGCGAGGAUUCGAAAACUACUUUAGACGAUUACAAACGAGCAUCAGCCAGCAGCUCCCGAAAUAGUUUAAUCCAAUCCUACAUGACCAAUUCGCAUAAUGGUGACCAAAACAAAAGUCGAUCUAGUAUCUACAAACAAGGAGAAAACAAUUCCCAGCUAUCAAUAAACUCAAGAAACAAGACAUUACCAAAAGCACCGGGAGAACACCAUUCAGCUACAUCAGGUUCAAACCUCGCAUCUGACCUAAUUUCAAACACAAAUAGUCAUAAAGAUGUACCUUCUACAGAGUCAACACAGUCAAGAGCAUCUUCUGGUACUUUGCAUUCCGCUGAAAAGUUACAUGGUCAAGAUGCGACACGUGGUGAAAACAGACCGGGAAAGAGCUUUAAUACACACUCCAGUCCCAACCCACCAUUGCUUCUGCCAGAAAAUGACUUUUCAAUUGAGGAAGUGCAAAAUAGCUCAGAUUCUGAUAUUGAGCCCGAAACCUCUCUGAAGCAAAACAAAGGUGCAUCAUUGAGAUCCAAAACUUCGACUGCUAGAGGUGGUGGCGGUGAUGGCGAUCUAAGCGCUCAUUCACGAUCAAUCCACACUUCACCCGUGCAACUCAAUUCAAAUAACGCAAAAAUCUCUCAACAACAAAAUCUCGACAAGUCAGCUCAACUCGACCUUGCCGAUGGUGUUGCGUCAUCAGAAUACCCAGCAAGAUCAAAACAGCGCAAAUCUUUUAUCCACCACAACAACAACAACGAUAAUGGUAACCAGUUGGAUGCCCCCGCAGACUUGAAGCCGUCAUCUGGUAUUAGCAGUAGAGACCCAACCAAGCAUCUUAGUCCACAAACUGCAUCGCAGGAAGUUGUAGGCGAUGGUAAAAACAAAAACUUGUUGAUCUUGUCUCCAGGACAGUUUCAUGACCAUGAAUUUCACAGUGCCACUAUGGGCUCUCCAAUGAUUGAUUCGCCUGGUACCUUACUCAGUCGAAGCUCAAGCAAUGACAAUAGAUUGAAGGUGCAGAGUUUGGCUUUAGAACAAGAGCAAUACUCGAGAUCACAAUGUCCUUCACCGUAUGCCAAGGCAAAUAGACAAGCAAGAGUAGUGGAGAUGAAUGACGAAAUACAGAUGGAUGCCGUGCCGGUUGAAAAUGAACUUACGGUCGAUCUGAGCCUGGCGUAUGCCACGCCACAACAACUGAGACAUAGAUCAGCAUCCGGUGCUGGCAAUGGAUCUGUGCCCAUUGGUGCAUCCUUGUCUUCGCCACCUCCUAAAAUGCCUGUUCCUGAUACCCCAACAAGGAAUCGGGAGCGCUUGCCGGUGUUGAAAUUUGAUGAGUCUGUUGCCUAUGGUUUAGGCUUGGAGGGGGUGACCUACUCCGAGAAUGACUCGCACAAGAUGGCAGUGAACCAAGAAACAGAACAAAGAGAUUACAUGAGGAAGUUGCGUCAACAACAACAGGAGUACGAACAACACAAGUCCAACCCUCACCCAUCACUGAUGACUCCACAAAAGCCUAAAGAAGAGCCAACUAAAUCACUACGCGGCGAACAAGUGCCACCAGCUGCAUUUUCAAUCAAUCAAUCGCCUCGUAUCAUUGGCAAUGCGACUCCAGUGGUCACCAAUUUGGAAGAUGAAAACGAUGAAAGCCAAGCAGCACCAGGGGAGCUGCCACUGCAACCGCAUAAAAUGUCGCGUACCACGUCACUUAUUCGUAAUUUAAAACACAAACGAUCUACUUCAGGAGGGAAUCAAUCCAAGUUUGGUUUCUUUAAGGCCUCGCCAAGAGAAGAAGUUAAUAAGGGUGGGCAACCGACACAUACUAGACAUAUAUCUGAUAGUUCUAUUGGCAGCAGCACCAUUGCCGGUAUUAAUUCGAUACAUUCACAAUAUUUCACCUCACCGAGUAGAGCGGAUAAUAUGAGCAGCAAUGGGUUCGACAGAGCUAAAGCUCCUUAUAGUCAAACUCAAUCACAUGCAAGACUGACAUCUGAUUCAACCAUGUUUUUCGAAGGUGGUGGCAAUGGUGAUUCCUCAUUUGAUCUCAAAUCUAUGAGAUUAGAGGUGCAGAAAUUGUCAGCUGACAAGUUGAAUUUGGAUAUUGAGAUCAAGAGAUUGAAGCAGGAUAAGUUGAAACUUUGCGAUCAAUUGAAAUCCAUACAACUGAAUUUCACCGAUGAGAGUAUCAAGUAUGAUAAUUUGGUUCAUGAGGUUCAAGAUUUAGAGCUGAGGAAGUUGUACUUGACCCAACUGAAUAAUGAGUUGGCUAAGGAGAAUGAACGUCUCAAGUCGUUGUUACAAAAGCAACAUCAGAUGAAGCAGCAGCAACCAUCGUUGUCCACUAUGCACAAUUUCAGUAGUAGUGAUUCUGAGCCAUUGGGUGAUGAUGUUUCAACAAGUUUCAGCACUGCAUCUACCGUGGGAGGGGGAAGAGAUGGCAAAGGAUUGGCAUAUAAUGACCAACAACAAGCGCAAGCUCAGAAACGACAACAACAGCAACAACAACAACAACAGCAACAACAACAACAGCAGCAGCAGUCUGUCCCACAGCAGCAAUCGUAUAUCCCUGAGGACGAUCAAACGCACAAAGCAACGAGGUUGAAAUUUUGGCGCAGAGCUAAAACCGGAGGUCCACAGGUUGUCUCUACGAAAAAUGACAAUAAUGGCAACUAUGGCAACUAUGGCAACAUCUCCGCCCCAUCAAUGCCCCACAGUGUUUCCACACAAGGUUUACGUAUACCUGGUAUAAACACUGGCAAUAAUGGUUACAACAAUAGCAACGGUGGUGGCAUCAACCAUAGCAACAGUAAUAAUGGCAAUGGACAGGGAACGAGCAGCAAGUUCAGUAGAUCGGCAUCCACCAACAUUCUUGACUCGUUCUUGAACACUGACUACAAUGGUUCCAACUCUAGUGGACUACACUUGACCAAAUCUAAGCUGAGUUCAACAGUAUCAUUAUUCAAUACCACCUUGCAACAGCGGGCCGAGUAUGAAAAGACACCCAUCCCACUAAUUGUGAGUCGUUGUUUAAGUGAAGUUGAGAAGCGGGGUUUGGAAGUUGAAGGAGUAUAUCGUAUUUCCGGGGGGAACUCAGCAAUUGUUGCCAUUGAGAAUGCAUUUAGCAACUUGGGACAGGACCUUGACGAUAGACAAUUGAAUAAAUUGAAUGAGUUAUUGGAUGGCGAUAUCCAUGCCGUGACGUCGGCGUUGAAGCGAUACUUGCGCAAGUUGCCCGACCCAGUGAUACCGAUUACGUUUUAUGAUGAGUUUAUUGGCAUUGCAUCUUCACAACCCCAAAGGGACGCGCGGUUGGAUUUGUUGUGCAAUUUGGUUGCGAGAUUGCCUAGUGCCAAUCGGUCAGUGUUGCAGAUGUUGUGUCUGCAUUUGCACAAGGUGUCGACAUUGCUGGAGGUUAAUCGAAUGGGGAUCAAGAAUUUGAGUGUGGUUUUCGCGCCUACUUUGGCCAGAGACGAGACUGGUGAGCGGGAAAUGAGUGAUAUGGGUCAUCGAAAUGACAUGACUGAGUUGUUGUUGAGCGAGUAUAGUAAAGUAUUUAGACAGUUUUAA
Messenger RNA from Lodderomyces theae, 4152 nucleotides. RefSeq names its product Rga2p (gene RGA2). NCBI's taxonomy places the organism in Eukaryota, Fungi, Ascomycota, Pichiomycetes, Serinales, Debaryomycetaceae. Gene Ontology annotation, biological process: regulation of GTPase activity; signal transduction. The coding region runs from base 1 to 4152 and encodes 1383 amino acids. The transcript has a single exon. Gene Ontology annotation, cellular component: cytoplasm. The record is from RefSeq and is a predicted model, not a curated record.